This is a messenger RNA of Hydractinia symbiolongicarpus, 2090 nucleotides long. Its product is annotated as signal recognition particle receptor subunit alpha-like. Gene Ontology annotation, biological process: SRP-dependent cotranslational protein targeting to membrane. Gene Ontology annotation, molecular function: ATP hydrolysis activity; GTP binding; GTPase activity. The record is from RefSeq and is a predicted model, not a curated record. The transcript has 13 exons. Lineage: Eukaryota; Metazoa; Cnidaria; Hydrozoa; Anthoathecata; Hydractiniidae. Gene Ontology annotation, cellular component: signal recognition particle receptor complex; endoplasmic reticulum membrane. Bases 59 to 2032 code for a protein of 657 amino acids.
AUUUAAGAGAACAUUACAAAAAGAAAAUAGAACGCGAAGGGAAAGAGUGACAGUCAAUAUGCUUGAUUUUUUUACCAUUUUUUCGAAAGGUGGUAUCGUUCUUUGGUGCUUUCAAGGGACUGUUGGAGAUUUUGCAUAUCCUGUCAAUGAAUUGAUAAAGAAUGUCAUUCUUCAGGAAAGAAGUGGCAGCAACUCUUUUAGUCAUGGACAGCUGGCUGUCAAAUAUAAACUUGACAAUGAGUUUGAAUUAGUUUUUGUGGUUGGGUAUCAAAACAUUCUUCAGUUGUCAUAUAUAGACAAAUUUCUCACUGACAUCCAAUUAGAGUUUCGAGACCGCUAUAAAAAUAAGUUGGAUGCAAAUGACCUUUUUACCCCUUUUGAUUUUGAUGAAGUGUUUGUGAAAAUCUUGAUGGAUAAUGAAACCACAAGUCGUAAUUCGAAAAGAGAAAUGAAAUCUUUUGAGGAUUCUAACCGAGCUAAAAAAAUAAUGAAGCAACGUGGAACACUUGAGUUAAAUAAAAAAGACGAGAAGAAGAUCAAGAAGGAUGAUGCAAAAGAUGCCCCAAAGUCACCUAAAGCAAAAUCACCACCUUCAUCUCCUAUGGCUGAAAAGUCAUUUGUUCGUCCAUCGUCUCCUGUUCAGACAAAGAUAACAAAUGGUGUGGAUACAAUUGGAUCAGUGGAACUGACAGAAGAUGAAAAGAUUGAACAGAAAAGACAGUUGCUUAUGAAGGGUAUGCUUCGUGGUGGAAAAAAAAAGUCUGUUAAAACUGAGCCAAAAUCUCCUCAAGCUACUAAGGUGAAGAAGGGUAAAGAAGCCAGACAUUGGAAUAAUGGUGGCACCAGUAAAGAUGCUGCUGUUUUGGAUUACAGUGGCUCAGCAGGACCUGUAGUUAAUGGAGACAGCAAUGAAGUUUCAGAACAAGAUAAAGCAAUGGUGGGACAGAUGAGAGGGGAAUUGAAAUCUAUUGAAGUAUCUGACGACAUCAUAGAAGAGAUUGAGGAAGCUGAUGAUGCUCCGAUGAAGAAGACGGCAACUGGAAAGCAAAACAACUCAACCGUUGGUGGUAGUGUGUUUUCUUUCUUCAAAGGUUUAGCAGGACAAAAAGCCAUCACUCAAGAAGCUAUGGAACCAGUAUUGGACAAAAUGAGAGAACAUCUGUGCUCAAAGAAUGUUGCUGUUGAUAUAUCAGAAAAACUGUGCAAUUCGGUAGCUGCUAAAAUGGAGGGAAAAGUGUUGGGAACAUUCACAGGUGUGGCUUCCGCAUUAAGAUCCAGCAUGCAAGAGUCUUUGGUGCAAAUUCUGUCCCCUAAAAAGCGCGUUGAUAUUCUUCGUGACGUGAUGGACGCAAAGCGGAAGGGAAAGCCGUAUGUUAUUGUGUUCUGUGGAGUGAACGGAGUGGGAAAAUCUACCAAUUUGGCAAAGAUUUGUUUUUGGCUGUUGGAGAACAACCAUCGUGUCAUGAUAGCCGCGUGUGACACUUUUCGAUCUGGCGCUGUGGAACAAUUGAGAACUCAUACUUGUCGGUUGAAGGCUCUGCAUCCAAAAGCAUGUGACAGUGAUCCAGAGAAGGUGAUUUUAUAUGAUAAAGGUUAUGGGAAAGAUGCAGCUGCUGUUUCCAUGGAAGCAAUUAACUUAGCUCGCGAUCUCCGGUGCGAUGUUGUCUUGGUCGACACAGCAGGACGUAUGCAAGAUAAUGAACCUUUGAUGCGAUCUCUAUCUAAGCUUAUCAAGAUUAACCAGCCAGAUUUAGUGUUGUUUGUGGGCGAGGCGUUGGUGGGUAACGAUGGGGUGGAUCAGUUGAGAAAGUUCAACCAAGCUUUAGCUGAUCACUCUGAUGUUAACAAUCCGCAUCUGAUUGACGGCAUCGUACUCACAAAGUUUGACACUAUUGACGACAAGGUUGGCGCAUCCAUCUCCAUGACGUACGAAACUGGCCAACCAAUUGUAUUUGUCGGCACUGGUCAAACCUACACUGAUUUGCGUAACUUAAACGUCAACGCUGUCGUGAAAGCCUUAUUGAAAUCGUAAACCUGUUAUCAUUCAGAAUUUGACUUUGUGUGCUUCUAUUACAAUCAAGAAACUAAAA